GAGAGAGAGAGAGAGAGAAAUGGCUGUAGGAGGAGGAGGAGGAGGAGGAGGAGGAGGUAAUGAGUUUCAGCCACACCCAGUGAAGGAACAGCUUCCGGGCAUCGAUUUCUGUGUCUCAAGCUCUCCCGCUUGGCCUGAAGCCAUACUUCUGGGAUUCCAGCACUACUUGGUGAUGAUUGGAACAGUUGUUAUCAUCUCAACCAUUAUUGUCCCUUUAAUGGGUGGUGGCAAUAUGGAGAAGGCUGAGGUGAUAAACACUUUCCUCUUUGUUGCUGGUAUAAACACACUCUUGCAGUCUUUGUUCGGGACUCGGCUUCCGGUGGUGAUGGGGGCUUCUUAUGCUUUCAUAAUUCCCAUUAUAUCUAUUUCCUUGUCGAGGAGGUUCAAUAUGUACGUAGAUCCCCAUCAGAGGUUUAGACAAACCAUGAGAGCCGUGCAAGGAGCACUCAUUCUUUCAUCUCUCCUCCAAAUGGUUAUUGGGUUUUUUGGUUUUUGGAGAAUCCUUGCGAGGUUUCUCAGCCCUCUUUCUGCGGUUCCUCUUGUAACUCUAACUGGACUGGGUCUAUUUGUGCAUGGUUUCCCACAACUGGCCAAUUGCAUUGAAGUCGGACUCCCAGAGCUGAUUAUAUUGAUUAUUUUAUCUCAGUACAUACCCUCCAUGAUUAAAUCAGACAAAAUCAUGUUGGGCAGAUUUGCAGUGCUACUCUCAGUUGUGAUUGUAUGGGUAUAUGCAGUUAUUUUGACUGUAGCUGGUGCAUAUAAUAAUCGACCUUUAAAAACCCAAAUUAGUUGUCGCACCGAUCGAUCUGGGCUCAUUUCUGCCUCCUCUUGGAUUAGGGUUCCGUAUCCAUUUCAAUGGGGGCGCCCUACAUUUAAUGCUGGAGAUGUUUUUUCAAUGAUGGGCGCUGCUUUUGUUGCUAUUGUAGAGUCCACAGGUACAUUUAUUGCUGCAUCAAGAUAUGGGAGUGCCACACAUAUCCCUCCUUCUGUAAUCAGUCGUGGUGUUGGCUGGCUGGGAAUAGGCACACUUCUGGAUGGCAUUUUUGGCACAGGAAGUGGCUCCACUGCAUCAGUUGAAAAUGCAGGUCUUUUGGGAUUAACCCGGAUUGGAAGUAGAAGAGUCAUUCAAAUAUCCGCAGCAUUCAUGCUCUUCUUCUCUGUUUUAGGAAAAUUUGGGGCCAUCCUUGCUUCUAUUCCAUUACCAAUUGUGGCAGCCUUAUACUGUGUUCUCUUUGCCUAUGUUGUUUCAGCUGGCCUUGCUCUUCUUCAAUUCUGCAACCUAAAUAGCUUCAGAACAAAAUUCAUUAUAGGCUUUGCUCUCUUCAUGGGCCUUAGCGUGCCUCAGUAUUUCAAUGAAUACCUAUUGAUAUCCAGUCGGGGACCUGUCCACACUCGCGCCACAUGGUUCAACAACAUCAUGCAAGUGAUUUUUUCUUCUCCGGCAACCGUGGCUAUUAUAGUCGCUUUCUUGUUGGAUACCACUCUCAGCCGUGGCCACAGCUCUACCCGUCGAGAUAGUGGGAGGCAUUGGUGGGAGAAGUUCAGGUACUUCAAUCAGGACACUAGAAGCGAGGAGUUCUAUGCAUUGCCUUAUAACCUUAAUAGGUUCUUUCCUUCAUUCUGACUGAUUAGUUCUUGCUUGCCAUUGUUGACCAGAAAUGGAGAAAUACUAGUGAACUUGUUAGAAUUUGUUAUGCCUAUGGCAUUCUUUGGUUCUAUCAUAGUCAUUGAGUGCAAAAUACAAGAGAAUCGGAAAUUAUAUAGCAGUAUAGCUGAGCAUAAGAAACAGACUUGGUGUUGCAUACUUGGUUAAUCUUGUAUAUAUCUAUAUAUCUUGUUAUAGAUGAAAAAUAUGCUAUUACAG
This is a messenger RNA of Corylus avellana, 1864 nucleotides long. RefSeq names its product Xanthine/uracil permease family protein. The record is from RefSeq and is a predicted model, not a curated record. Gene Ontology annotation, molecular function: transmembrane transporter activity. Gene Ontology annotation, cellular component: membrane. Lineage: Eukaryota; Viridiplantae; Streptophyta; Magnoliopsida; Fagales; Betulaceae. Gene Ontology annotation, biological process: transmembrane transport.